AUGGCUAGAAUCCCUAAAGCGGAUGUCCAGAUGCUAGAUCAAAUAAAUAAAGAAAAACGUCAUUGGCGGGAUGUCCUGACAAGAAUCCUGGCUGUCGUGCAGUAUCUUGCUGAAAAUAACAGUGCGUUUCGUGGAAAAACUGAAAAGCUCUACCAACCACAUAAUGGUAAAUUCUUAGGAUUGAUUGAGAUGCUUGCAAAACUUGAUCCAACCAUCCAAGAGCACGUUCGUCGUAUUAAAGAUGGAGAAACACAUGAUCAUUACCUAGGACAUCAAAUCCAAAAUGAAUUCAUAGAAUUGAUGGCAUCUGAAGUGAAGAAGAUAAUUAUCGCUAAACUGAAACUUGCAAAAUAUUUCUCAAUAAUACUUGAUUGCACUCCUGACGUCAGUCACAAAGAACAGCUAUCGCUGAUUGUGCGCUUUGUGGAUGCUUCAGAUUGUGACUUAAAAGUUGUGGAACAUUUCAUGGAAUUUUUUAUUGCUGAAAACACAACAGGCAAAGGAUUGUCAGAGUUACUGCUAGCUGCACUCGAGAAAUUAGGCUUGGAUAUUGAUGACUGUCGAGGACAGGGAUACGAUAAUGGGGCUAAUAUGAAAGGAAAACAUCUAGGAGUGCAAGCCCAUAUUCUUCGCAAGAAUAGUCGCGCAUUUUUCACACCCUGCGGCUGCCAUAGUCUUAAUCUUGUGUUGGGAGAUAUGGCGAAGAUCAGCUCUAAAGCAGUGACAUUUUUUGGUGUUCUGCAAAGAAUCUAUGUGAUAUUUGCCGGUUCACCUGCAAGAUGGAAGAUUUUGGAAGAAGCUGUGCCUUACAUCACAGUAAAAUCACUGUCAGACACAAGAUGGGAAUGCCGUAUAGAGAGUGUAAAAGCUUUGCGCUACCAAAUAAGCGAAAUAAAGGAAGCCCUUUUCACUGUAUCAGAUGAGUCCAAGGACCCUAUGGUAAAAGCCGAAGCAGAAUCACUUGCUAAUUUUGAGGUAGGAAAUUUUGAAUUCAUCCUUGCUGUGAUCAUUUGGUAUGACAUCCUAUUCGCAGUUAAUACUGUGAGUAAAUCGCUACAAUCAGCCGAUAUGCAGCUUGAUGUAGCAAUACAGCAAAUUAAAGGACUCGUCACCUACUUGACAAAUUAUCGGGAAAAUGGUUUUAAUUCUGCCAUGAUUACUGCAAAAGAAAUUGCCAAAGCAAUGGAUGUGGAUCAAGUAUUCAAACAGAAAAGAAGCAGAAAAAGAAAAAGACAAUUUGAAUAUGAGAGUACAGAUGACAGCACGUUAUCGGGUGAAGAUGAGUUUAGAACAGAGUAUUUCUUGUGUAUAAUGGAUCAAGCAAUUAUUGGCAUGAACACUCGAUUUGAACAGCUACGACAAUACGAUUCACUCUUUGGGUUUCUCUACAACAUAAACACAAUGAGAAAAUUAAAUAAUGAGGAUUUGUUAAAAAGUUGCAUGAAUCUUGAUAUAGAGUUGCGAUCGGUGAGCUCACGUGACUUAAACGGGGCAGAUUUGUGUACAGAGCUCACAAUGUUUCGAGAAAUUUUGCCCGAAGUGUCUUAA
Molecule: messenger RNA, 1548 nt
Organism: Physella acuta
Lineage: Eukaryota; Metazoa; Mollusca; Gastropoda; Physidae
Product: zinc finger MYM-type protein 1-like
Source: RefSeq, a predicted model, not a curated record